AUGAUGGCGCGCGCCGCUGACCACGAGUCGGUAUUCGAAGCCUUUGCACCGACCAACAAAGUGAAGCAGGACUACGCACUUACUCCCACCCACUUCAGUGUCAUGUUCUCCGCCCUGUUGGUGGUUGCCUACCGUGAUGAGCGGCCUGGGAUCAGCAUCGUCUACAGAACUGACAGUCACUCUCAACACAAUCGCUCUAAUGGGGGCGCAUUCGUCCCAGUAACCAAUCAUUAA
Molecule: messenger RNA, 234 nt
Organism: Dibothriocephalus latus
Lineage: Eukaryota; Metazoa; Platyhelminthes; Cestoda; Diphyllobothriidea; Diphyllobothriidae
Source: the annotation of a GenBank genome assembly